Frankliniella occidentalis (western flower thrips) is the source of this 1874-nucleotide messenger RNA. Its product is annotated as transmembrane protease serine 9-like. The record is from RefSeq and is a predicted model, not a curated record. Gene Ontology annotation, biological process: proteolysis. Lineage: Eukaryota; Metazoa; Arthropoda; Insecta; Thysanoptera; Thripidae. Gene Ontology annotation, molecular function: serine-type endopeptidase activity. The annotation marks the transcript as partial. The transcript is spliced from 2 exons.
CCUCAGCCGACGUACGCCCCUCAGCCACGGCCUCAGCCUGCACCUCAGCCUCAGCCGACGUACGCUCCUCAGCCAAGACCUCAGCCGACGUUCGCCCCACAGCCACAGCCUCAGCCUGCACCUCAGCCUCAGCCGACUUACGCCCCUCAACCGCCUCCGCGACCAGCCUACGCCCCACAACCCGCCUCUCAACCGUCCUACAACCCGCAGCCCACUGUGCUGCCCGCCCCGAGUCCCGCACCGCCCCAGCAACCCCCACAGCAGUCGGGCGAACCCGAGCCCGCUGCCACGGCAUCCCCCGUCUCCGAGACACCCUUCAACGGGCCGGUCUCGCUACCCCCGUACCCCGACGCGCCCGCGCCCCAGCCGCAGCAGGCCGUUGAGCGCACCCCGCAGCAGCCGCAGCAGCCGCAACAGCCUCAGCAGCCGGAGCCUACCAAGCCCUCGUACGGGCCGCAGGACGAGGAGGCGUGCGGAGAGCGCCGCCAGGUGCCAAGGCCGCAGGGUCUGGCCGCGGGCGAGGCCGCGCCCGGCGAGUACCCGUGGCAGGCCAUCGUCGCCAACCGCGCCGACAACGUCCCCAUCUGCGGCGCCGCCGUGCUCGCCAGGGACGCGGUGCUGACCGCCGCGCACUGCGUGCACGACAAGGAGGCCAGCGACCUGGUGGUGAUCGCCGGCGAGCACCGCAUGGGCGUGGCCGAGCCCGGCGCGCAGCAGUCCGGCGUGGCCGCCGUCGCGCGCCACCCCGACUUCAACGCGGCCUCGCUGCACCACGACCAGGCCGUGCUGCGCCUCGCCGAGCCCCUCACCCUCGGCGACCGCGUCGGCACCGUGUGCCUGCCCGACGAGGACCGGGCGGGCGGCGCCAACCUGGCCGCCCCCACCCCGGCGGACAACUGCGUCGCCACCGGCUGGGGACUCAAGGCGCUCAAAGGCAACCACGUCGGCUCGAGCCUCAACGCCAUCCCCGCCCGGCUCAUGUCGGCCCCGGAGGCGGAGCGCCAGCUGCGCCGCACCUUCCUGGGGCCCAACUUCCAGAUGCACGGCUCGCAGGUGUGCGCGCUGGCCACGCAGCCCGGCACCAACCUGUGCAUGGUGGACCCCGGCGGCCCGCUGGCCUGCCCGCGCCCCGACGGCCGCCUCGUGCUCGCGGGCGUGUACAGCUGGGACGUGGGCUGCCACCCGUCCAUGGUGUCGCUGCCCGAGGGCCCCAUGUCCCCGACGGCCUUCUCCAGCGUGGACGCGCGCUGGGUGCGCCGCGUGCUGGCGCAGCCCGUGCAGAGCCUCGUGCAGGAGGAGCGCAACGAGGUGCUGCGCAAGCAGCAGCAGGAGAAGCAGCCCGAGUUCGACAAGCCUGGCUUCUCCCAGGGCUACGGCAAGUAGUUCGGAAUCGCCUGGUUUGGUACUUCAAUUUCCCGGAAAAAUAUUUUUGGGAAAUUGCUAAAGAUUGUGUAAUUUUGGAAACUUUAUAUGAGAAUGAGAAGUUCCUUUUUUUUUCUGGAAACAUUUCAAAUUUUUCAAACUUUUCAGGAAAAGUUUUUAACAUUUAUGGUAAACAAUUUGGACCUUAAAAUCCCUGUUUAUUUAUUGGUGUUUUACGUUUUUUUAUUUUUUGGGGGCUGUGCUCAUUCGGUAGACUGCCAUGAUAUGAUGACACCUUGUGUACUAAAGAUUAUAAAAGACCAACUUGCCCAAGUCUUCGAUUUGAUUCCCACUAAAGGAAAUGUAAAUCCAGAAGACUUAGCAUUGGAGGCAACUUUGUCUUUGACCACUUUCGGUACUUUUGUGUUGGCAUGGUGUACGGCUACUUCUGAUCCACUGUACAAGGACAAUUUUAAACAAUCUGGACAAUAAAAGAGCCAAGUGUUAGUCAA